Molecule: messenger RNA, 1531 nt
Organism: Moneuplotes crassus
Lineage: Eukaryota; Ciliophora; Spirotrichea; Euplotida; Euplotidae
Source: the annotation of a GenBank genome assembly
AUGAAGAUUCAUAACAUAGUGCUGAGAGAAAUAUUGCUAUUUCUUGAGUUUCAAGAUAUCAAACAGAGCAAGCUGCACUUAGUCAAUAAGCAAUUCUACCACAAUAUUAUCGAAAACCCAGAACUCAUCAGAAGAAUGAUCCCUCAUCUUUUGACUCUAACAAUGGACUAUACCUCUGAACUAUCUUACCAAACCUCCAUUCUCCAAAAGAGCACCUCCACUCCCUCUGCCCCAACCAGCCCACUCAAAUUCUUAAAAUUCUACGAAGGCACUUGCCUUCCUUCAGAAUCUGAGAAUUUUAGCAGCCAGGGUUUCUCAGUAGGAAGAGUGAUAGAGAUCAUGACUGGGCAGGUUGCUGAUGUGAAGGAAGGGAAGGGGGAACUUCUUUGUUGUGUGUGCAAGAGAACAACAGGAGGGCAAGAUGAGGGGAUUAGGAAUGUUAAGUGUAUUUUUGAAAAUGAGAAAUAUUGAUUUAAGGAGGCUUAUAAUUCAGGAGAGCAACUAUAUUUCCCAAAUGGAAUUUGCUGUGCUACUGCUAUACCUUUAUAUGAAGACAAUAAAGCGUCUGGUUCAGAUAAAGAUGGACAUGAUGAUAUUAAAGAAGACUUUGAUGAUGAUGAAGAAAACAGAAGACUUGAAGAUUAUAAAUAUGAAAAAUUUAAUCUGAACCACAUCUACGAUAACUACACCUUCGUUGGGCAUCCAAAGACUCUCGCCCAGAAUCCACAUUUUUAUGAUAACUGAGAGGAUUCUAAAAUAAUAGAGAUAGAUACAUCUUAUUAUGACGAUUUGAUCAUUCAGAACUUGUUCUGCAUCAAUGAAGUUAAGAUCUCCUCUUUUUUUGAUAGCUCGUGCCCUGUUAAAGCCAUAGCCUUCUUAGUGCAUGAUAUCCCAAUCAAUUGUGAAGACCAUCCGCUUUCUUUGCUCAUCCAAAAGGUUUAUGAUUUAUCUGGUUGGAAGAAUCAAGAUGUAAAAGUGAGGGAAAAUUUAUCCGAAUCCGAAGAAGAUUUAAAUGUAUAUCAUUCUGAAGAAGAAGGGGAAGAAAAAGAUCAGGAUUCUGAAUUCAGAGACUUUAUUCAACUUUUUGAUAAUAUAUCAAAAGCUAGACUUAUUCCAAAACUAUCGAACAAAAGCAAAAAAUGGAUAGAAUUUGACCAAAAGUUUUAUUCUAAAAAAUUUGAUCCUAAACAUAUCAAUGAAGAACAGAAGUUCAACUUAGAAGAACUCGGGAUUGAUCAUAAAGAUAUUGAAAAGAUCACUGAGCUUUAUGAUGAAAUGAAGGAUCAAAUGGACUAUUACAGACUUAGACUUGCAGCCAUAGCAUAUGAUUUAGACGUAUCUCUGAUUAAUAUGCUUAUGACAAAAGAUGAGGAGUAUAUUUUUAAGUUCAAUCAAAUGAUUACAGGAAGAUUUGCAACCAUCAUCGCGCUAGAUGCAGCCGUCAAUUCUAAGCCAGACCCAAAUAUUGACAUUGGCAAUAUCGGUUUUUACGGCAAGGUGAUUCCAAGUGUUUUGAAGGUUGAAAAGUAGA